AUGGAACACAAUGAGACAAAAGAAGGAUUCGAAAGAGAUAUUGAAAAGAUAUGUGUGCUAGGAAGCUUACUAAGUGUCAUUGAUUGCGAAUUUUUGUAUUUCAGUUUUUCAGCGGCCAUAAACUCGAGGGAGAUCCUAACCCAGAGAGACAAAGACAACAUAUACACUGUAGAACUCAAAGAUUUAAGAAAAUCCAUAGAAGCUGGAGAAUAUGAUCCUCACAAGCACAGAGAAGCCGAGCAUGCAACGACGAAUAUAGAAACGUUACUCCAUCUUCUCAAAGGUAGCCUAGGAACCGGGAUUCUUGCCAUGCCUUUGGCAUUUGCCCAUUCAGGAUACAUUCUCGGAACGAUAGCUACAAUUUUAAUAGGUUGCUUAUGUACAUACUGUAUACAUAUGCUCAUCAACUGCGAAUACGAGCUGUGCAAAAGACGGAACGUUCCUCGAAUGACAUACCCGACUACGGCAGAAUGUGCAUUUCAAGAUGGCCCUCCAUUUUUUCAAAGAAUUGCUCCAUACACACCACAGUUUGGAUUCAAGAAAGGAACAAGCACGUCGAAAGCAGUGCUCGAAUUAGUCGACUUCAUAACUGAAGGUUUCGAAAACAAAGAAUCAACACUUGGCAUAUUCAUCGAUCUGAGCAAGGCGUUCCACUGUAUCAUGCCUCUGGAAAACGAGAUGAAAACACCCAAAUCAUUUUUGGGGAUUUGUGGAGUUCUCAAUUCAGCAAUGAUGGUCAUAGUCUCCUUGUACACUGGAUUGGGAUUAUAUGGUUACUUGGCAUAUGGCUCUGACGUAGGUGGUUCGAUAUCAUUUGCAAUAGGGAAUGACAUACCUGCACAAGUUUGCAAAGUGAUGCUUUCUCUUGCCAUAUACACUUCCCAUCCUCUCCAAAUGUACCCAGCCAUUUGUAUUGCCUGGAAAGAGUAUUUGCAGCCAUUAUUCGAGAAGAAUCCACACCAAAUAUAUUACGAGUAUGCUGUCAGAACUUUUUUGGUUUUUAUUACCUUCUGUUUGGCCGUAGCUGUACCUUACAUCGAACUAUUCAUCUCGUUAUUUGGAGCUCUCAGUUUGUCAGCACUGGGAUUGGCUUUUCCAGCCCUCAUCUACAUCAGCACCCAUUGGGACUCUUUGAAAGGUGUCAGAGGAACUAUGAUCAUCGUCAGGAACAUCGUCAUAUUCUGUUUUGCCAUCAUAGGACUCGUAAUAGGUACUUCUACGAGUUUGGAGAAAAUAGUCGAGAAAUUUUCUGGAACCAACUCAACAGUGUGAUAUACUACUUUUAAGUAAACAACCUUUUUUUUACAUCAAUACAUCAAAACGUGGAGGAAAUCAACUGGUUCAUAUUCUCCUCUUUAUCAUAUACAGGUCAGAAUUUCAAUCAGGAAGUGAAUACUCAACUAGAAAUGCGUUCCAUAAUUUUUAUAUACAUAUUGUUUGAUGUUCAUUCUCAUCGAACAUUGAAUAAAAUGUUAAACAAGAAAGCAUAUUUUACGAUGUAGUUUUUCUACUACUACGGUUUAAGAAGAAGUAGUCAGAACAAAUUGUAUAGGUCCACAUGCAUUGAUUUAUUUGAGUAAUAUCGCAGCACAGCAAAUAAUGUUUGUGCAGAUAACUUUUCAAAAUAGAUAAAUAUGAAUUCAUAUCUAUUUACUUUUUGUACUUUCCAACGAAAUGCUGACAGAUAAAAUAUCUACUGCUACACAAGAACCAGAGUUUUUUUAAUUUUAUAGUCUGAAUAGCUAAGUAUAAUCCUAUAUGUUCAGGGCUCAAAUCAACUAUACUUAAUAAAGUAUUGUUUGUAAAUAUUUCGCAAAUUGUUUAUGACUUAGUUUGUAGAUAUGUAAAUUAAUGUUUUUUCUAGUCUCAAACAACUGGAAAUUAUGUAAAUAUGAAAUGUAAAUUACUUUUAUAUAUUCCGGAUUGCUUAUUAUUGUGUUAAAAAAUGUUUGAAAAAUAAUAAAAAUAUCUGAUGACAUGC
Molecule: messenger RNA, 1981 nt
Organism: Leptinotarsa decemlineata (Colorado potato beetle)
Lineage: Eukaryota; Metazoa; Arthropoda; Insecta; Coleoptera; Chrysomelidae
Product: proton-coupled amino acid transporter-like protein acs
Biological process (GO): amino acid transmembrane transport
Cellular component (GO): vacuolar membrane
Molecular function (GO): L-amino acid transmembrane transporter activity
Source: RefSeq, a predicted model, not a curated record